UCCUUUUGAAAUCCACGACAAAAAGCAAGGGCAAAAUCGUAAUCGAGUUAACCAAGGAGCCAUGAUCCAAACCCCACCGCUGGUCCACAACGCGCUGAGAAACUUCAAAAGACGUUGACGCCGCAAAAGAUUUGCGGGACCGCUUAAUACCGCUAAAAAACGCUCCUUCCCCGUCCCUGCGAUUUUUCAUGUAGUUGCCGGUUUUAACUGUUCCAUCAAGCACCGUACAUCUUCGGUUCUUUCAUUUUUUAAAAAGAUUACAUGUUGUUCCCAUUUUAACCCUUUGUUUACAUUCAAAUUCUCAUUUUUAUCCUUGGUUUCAACUUUAUUCGACGCGCAAAGAAAUAGCACUUCUAUUUUUGCUCUUCCAAGUCACGUCUCUUCUAUUCCUCUCCGACGAAGUUCGUAGCAACUUUCACUGCAUUAAAAUUCAUUUUUUAAAAAUCAAAUUAUAAGAGAAAUUUGAAUUUGAAUUGAAUUCAGUUUUUUUUUUGUUUGAUAUCAGAAAUUAACGGUUAGAAAUAUUGCUACUAUUCAGCAUUAAAUGUUCUAUUUUAUGGCCUUUUUUCGAUUCAAACUCUGUUGUUUUUAAACUGUUUUUAGACUUUAUUCGGUUUGGUUUUUGCAGAGCUCGAGUUUCGAGGUGGAAGAGUACGGUUAACGGAUUCAGAUCAGAGCAGAAUGGAGGGAAAACGACAGUGUUUUGAUAGGCUAUGGUUGUGAAAGGUUGGGCCUAAGCCUAAUACAUCUUUGGCAACCGCAACAACCGUGUUUUAACUUAUACACUGUCUUGCAUUUUUGGCAAAGCAAGAGUGAGUGUGUAUUUGACUUGUUGAGUAUGAUUUUUUCCUCUUUUUGAGAAAUUCAUGGGUCUUUUUUUGAUUUAACGUGAGUAACGACAAAGGAGGAGAGUGAAAAAUGGGGGCAAUUGGUGGGGAAGAGUUAAAGAAGUUGGAGAAGGAGCAGAAGGUGCAAAUGGCAGGUGCUCGUGAGGAGAGAAUUCUAGUUGUGGUUAGGUUGAGGCCUUUGAGUGACAAGGAAAUUGUAGCAAAUGAAGUUGCCGAUUGGGAGUGCAUCAAUGACAGUACUAUCCUAUAUCGGAACACCCUCCGGGAAGGGUCCACGUACCCUUCUACCUAUACAUUCGAUAGGGUAUUUCGGGGUGACUGCUCUACAAAGCAAGUGUACGAGGAAGGAGCCAGGGAGAUUGCUCUUUCAGUUGUUAGUGGUAUUAAUUCUAGCAUUUUUGCAUAUGGACAAACUAGCAGUGGGAAGACAUACACAAUGACUGGAAUAACUGAGUAUACUGUUGCAGAUAUAUUUGACUACAUAAACAGACAUGAAGAGAGAGCAUUUGUUUUGAAGUUCUGUGCAAUUGAGAUAUACAAUGAAGCUAUCAGAGACCUCCUGAGCUCAGAUAACACUCAGCUUAGGCUACGUGAUGAUCCUGAGAGAGGAACCAUUGUGGAAAAAGUUACAGAGGAACUGCUGAGGGACUGGAACCAUUUGAAAGAACUCCUUGCAAUUUGUGAAGCUCAAAGAAGGAUAGGAGAAACCUCCUUGAAUGAGAGAAGCUCCAGAUCUCAUCAAAUUAUAAGAUUGACAAUUGAAAGCUCUGCUCGUGAGUUCCUAGGAAAAGAAAAUUCAACAACCCUUGCAGCAAGUGUGAGUUUUGUUGAUUUGGCUGGAAGUGAACGAGCAUCUCAGGCGUUAUCCACUGGGGCAAGACUGAAAGAGGGUUGCCAUAUAAAUCGUAGUUUACUGACUCUGUCAACUGUUGUUCGAAAGCUAAGUAAAAGUAGACAAGGACAUAUCAAUUACAGAGAUUCAAAGCUGACACGCAUACUGCAGCCUUGUUUGGGUGGCAAUGCCAGGACUGCCAUCAUCUGUACCUUGAGCCCUGCGCGAAGUCAUGUUGAACAAACCAGGAACACUCUUCUGUUUGCUUGUUGUGCAAAAGAAGUUACUACAAAGGCGCAGGUCAAUGUGGUCAUGUCUGAUAAGACCUUAGUUAAACAUUUACAAAGAGAGGUGGCCAGGCUAGAAAGUGAACUUAGGAGUCCUGUUCCUCCUUCCUCAAACAGUGACUAUGCAGCUUUACUAAGAAAGAAAGAUCUUCAGAUUCAAAAGAUGGUGAAGGAGAUUAGAGAGUUGACUAAGCAACGUGAUCUUGCUCAAUCUCGGGUUGAGAAUUUGAUAAGGAUGAUUGGAAAUGAUCAAGAUUCAGGACAAAUGGCAAGGAUCAAUUACCAUCCCAAUCAACAAGCUGGGGAUGCUUGGGAAGAUGACUAUUCAGCAUCAGAGUCAUCAUUUUUGGGUGAUUCUAAUCGAUUGGAUGUGCAUGUUCGAAACUUGAAUUCGAUCCAUCGUUAUGACACAGAAAGUGGGAGUAAUCUUGAGGAGCCCUAUCAUGAGCCUCUGAACAAUCAUGAAGAUCAUUCCAUGUCUGAUUCUGGGCAAAGUCUGGAUAAGACUCCAGGUGAAACUGCUUAUGACCCUGAGGAAUACUGCAAAGAGGUUCAAUGUAUUGAGGCAGAAGAAUCAGGGAGGGAUAAUAAUUCUGAAUCUCGUGCCUUACCAAAUGAUGAAAGUGAAGGAAUGUUGGCAUUGACACUGUAUGGAGAUGGAGAUGUGGCUGGCCAGGAAACAAUGUCUACCCCAGUGAAUGGAGAUAGAGAAGCAAAUCAUAUUCAAAAUGAUUUUGUGUAUGAUGCUUUGGAGCAGAGAGUCCAUAAUGUGCAGAAGACAAUUGAUUCUCCUGUUAGUUCUUACCCUGAUAAAUCAUCCCCAGGUGAUCAGGUAGCAGAUUUGCCAAGUUCUAGAAGCAUAAAGUUGACUAGGAGCUGGAGUUGUAGAGCAGAUGUCAUGGGUGGUACAUCUCCUUAUACUGACAGAGAACAUAUUGAAAGCACCCCGACUAAUGGGUUGGAGAAAAACUUCCCUGGAAGACCAGAAGGUUACCAAAAGAAGUUUCCUUCAUUAAAUUAUGGUACCAAUAAUGGAGUGCUCUCCAGGAAUAAUUCUCAGUCUUCUCUUGGGAGUGCUUCCAUCAAGACUUCUGCAGAUGACGAUAUUACUAGCAUUCAUACUUUUGUUGCUGGACUGAAGAAGCAAGUUGCUAAUGGUCAGGUUCAGGGCACGGGGCUAGCAGCAGAUGACUCCGGAAAGAGUAUGAAAGAUGUAGGAUUGGAUCCAAUGCAUGAAGCAUCAGGCACUCUUCUGGAUUGGCCCCUGGAAUUUGAGAGGCAGCAGAGAGCAAUAGUUGAACUUUGGCAAACUUGCAAUGUUUCCUUGGUUCACAGAACCUAUUUCUUCCUGCUCUUUAAAGGUGAUCCAACUGAUUCCAUUUACAUGGAGGUAGAGCUUAGGAGACUUACCUUCCUCAAGGAAACAUUUUCUCAAGGAAAUCAAGCUGUAGAAGAUGGUCGCAUUCUCACACUGGCUUCAAGUGUGAGAGCUCUUCGCCGCGAGAGACAAACCUUGAGCAAGCUGUUGCGUAAAAGAUUUACAGAACAAGAGAGACUGAAACUGUAUCAGAAAUGGGGCAUCGAGUUGAACUCGAAGCAAAGAAGGCUCCAGCUGGUCAAUCAGAUAUGGAGCAAUAACAAGGACAUGAAUCACGUAACCGAGAGUGCUGCCAUUGUUGCAAAGCUGAUUAGGUUCGUGGAGCAGGGAAAGGCCCUCAAGGAAAUGUUCGGCCUCAGCUUUACUCCUCCACGCCCAAGGCGUAGAUCCAAUGGUUGGAAAAACAGCAUGGCAUCCCUUUUGUGAGCCUGUUUAUGACCAUUACCAUUUAAUAAUUAAUGAAUACGAGGAUCUGCUGGUGCAUUUUAUUGAUAACAUCUCCUGCUUGUAUUCCCUAACCUUUCUUUGCGUUAAUUUUCAUUAUUUUUGAGUAAUUGAAU
This is a messenger RNA of Durio zibethinus, 3905 nucleotides long. Lineage: Eukaryota; Viridiplantae; Streptophyta; Magnoliopsida; Malvales; Malvaceae. The record is from RefSeq and is a predicted model, not a curated record.